AUGGCUGAUAUUAUGGCAAACCUGAAGACCUUCCAGCCAGAGUAUGGGGCAGGGACGAAUGAGCGCCUGCUGUAUCUGAGAUGCCGUGCCAAAGGACUGGCAGUGACUGCCUGUGCUCAUGCCCUCUUCUUCUGCAAAGUGCUCCAGGCCACCAGGCAGGAAGAGGAACAGCUGAAGAUCGGGAUUAUUGGUGGAGGCCAUAUUGGGAAACAGCUGGCUAGGGUGCUGCUACAGCUGAGCGAUAUUCCAGGAAAAAAUAUCCAGAUCUCCACAAGGCAGCCAGAAACUCUAUUAGAAUUCCAGAUGUUGGGAAUUGACUGUUACUACAACAACAGGCAGCUGGUGGGCUGGGCAGAUGUUGUAUUCCUCUGCUGUCUUCCAUCUCACCUCUUGCACAUCUGCUCAGAAGUUCAAGAUGCACUCAGAAAUUGCAGCAUUAUAUAUAGUCUGCUCACAGCAAUUCCUCUGCCCAGAUUGAAACAAUUACUUUCCUGCAAUUUCAUCUUGAGGCCACAGUACAAGUUCAUGGAAAGUGGCUCUUUUUCUAUAUGGGAGGCUAACAGGACGGUUGUGGAAGCCCUGAAAGACCCAGACGUUAUUCAGGCUACAUGUCCCUGUAGCCCAAAAGGGGAAAUUUUUGUCAAUACAAAAUGGCUGGCAGCUGUGUUGUAUGCAGCACUCAAUAGCUACACCUGGCAGCGGCUGUCCUAUGUGAGGGCCUUGGUUUUACUCAAUCAGCUGUGCUUUUCUGAGGAUAAAGUCAUCACUCCAGCAGAUGAUAAAUCACCACCACCACCAUUUCUAGUUUGUGAAAACUUUAUUAACCGAGCCUUUGCUUCAUCUCUGAAAACUGAUGAUUCCUUCCCCUGCUUUGACCUGACAACAGUACAGCUAAAAGAUUCACCGCUUAGCCAACUUCUAGCAACAAAUACAUCUUUACAGAACAGCUUCGCUUUAUUUUACUAUAACCUGAUUGCUACAGCAUCCACAAACAACAACGAAUCCAUGACAGAUAAUUCUAAAGGGAUACCUCUUUCAGCUGUUCUACUGAAUCCCCACAAGUCUUUGAAUCAUAGCUUGGAUGAGCCUUGUAUAAGCAAAGAAGAAGCACUGAGUACUGAUUCUGAGGAGGCAUAACUACUCUGUGAAUCCAAACCUCAGAAUUAGAAAUGUGUUUUGCCUUGAUACA
Messenger RNA from Varanus komodoensis (Komodo dragon), 1189 nucleotides. It is a transcript of the gene NOXRED1, whose product is annotated as NADP dependent oxidoreductase domain containing 1. Gene Ontology annotation, molecular function: pyrroline-5-carboxylate reductase activity. The coding region runs from base 1 to 1137 and encodes 378 amino acids. Gene Ontology annotation, biological process: L-proline biosynthetic process. NCBI's taxonomy places the organism in Eukaryota, Metazoa, Chordata, Lepidosauria, Squamata, Varanidae. The record is from RefSeq and is a predicted model, not a curated record. The transcript is spliced from 6 exons.